UGUUAUACUGAAGUUUCAAUUAGGUUUUGAUUGUUGACGAAAGGGAACUGCACAAUGGUACGAGGAUUAUUUUGUCUGUGGCUCGUGUAUGCAAUUUUUCUAUUGCUAACCAAAGCUGAUAAUGAUGGAGAUAGAAAAAAGGGAGCCUACAUGGAAACAAUCCGGAAUCAGUUGAAGACCUACGUAUCACCUUCAUCGGUUGACUUUUUCUCCGAUAUUUUGGCUAAAAAAAUAUACACAAAUUAUGAGUUCAAAGUUGUUUUGCCACCGAAAGGUACACAAUGCUAUUUUCAAGAAGUGAAGAAAAUGGUCUCAUUGCAAUUCGAAUUUCAGUGUGUCUCAGCACCUAGCUUCAGGGGUGAACCAGUAGUAUCCGCAUGGAUUUCUCAUUUACAAACAGGUAAAACGGUACAAACUGUCGACGAGCAGAGAAAGGGAGAAAUGCAACUGGCUGUGAAGGAAGUCGGUACUUACGGAUUUUGCGUGGAAAAUAAGGGGCGAGAUCCUAGAUUUGUACAACUCUCAUUUGAAAUGCUAAACACGGGUGAUAUACCGAGAUUUCAUUUGGAGAAUCAAGCUGGGAAUGAUUCUAUGUAUCACAUAUACGACGGGCUCUUUCAAGUAACGCGUGAUGUAAGAAUAAUGAGAUCAGCAAUGAUGCAUACACGGUCGAUUGUCAGAUAUGAUUACUCAAUGACCACAUCGAAUCUCAGUAUGGUCAACAACUUUUCAAUCUUGUCACUGAUAUUGAUUUUUACAGUCUGUGGAAUACAGAUUCAUAUGGUAAAGAAGAUGUUUGGUACACCAAAAAUCGGCGUUUGAUAACUAACGAAGCUUUGCAGAAGUCUGGAGCAACAAAUGUACUUUCUCUUGUCAUAUUUUUAAAACUCGAGAAUAGAUUAACCAUAUGGAUAGUGACCACUGAUGUUUGAUCGUUAAUAUUAAACUUAAUAUUUGGUUUGCGACAUGAGACUGAGAUUUAUGCAUCAAUGCGAUCAAAUCAAAGUUAAAAAGCGUUCUGAAACAGAAUAUGGGGGUAGAGGGGAUUUUAAUAAAAGCGAAGUUAUUGUUACGUGAGCUCUAAAUAUUAAUUAUAUAUGUA
Messenger RNA from Styela clava, 1102 nucleotides. Its product is annotated as transmembrane emp24 domain-containing protein 5-like. The record is from RefSeq and is a predicted model, not a curated record. NCBI's taxonomy places the organism in Eukaryota, Metazoa, Chordata, Ascidiacea, Stolidobranchia, Styelidae.